ACAACCUCAUUCUGGUACUUAAAGUAUGGUGCGGCGUCACAGCCCGUAGAGCUGGCUCUCCUACAGAUUUCUAAUGCGCCUGAAUUACAGUUUCCUGUUCGUAAUUUUUACUGUCUUCUGUCUCUAUGCUACAUCGACACACGCUAAUAGCGAGGGAGUUUCACUCGACAGCUUUUUCAGUCAACAUCAAGUAACUCCUGACAGCGACGACUACGAGAAGUUACUCGAUCUAGCCGUCCAGAAAGUGAUGGUGGGAGUUCGAAUACAGCUACAGAUCAAUAAGAAGUUGUACCACGGAUUUACCUGCGAUAAAUUCCUGUUUCUCGUUAGCGAGUCCACGUUGGAUAUUGUGGGUGUGACCAUUCUAGCCCCAACCGAGAACGCCGGAAACUGGGACAAAAAGACUAUGAAGAACAAAGUGAAAAGCACAGAGACCCUCGUGAAGAUCCUCCUUCGUCGAUGCACGUCGACGAGAUGAAGACCAUGGGACUAUACUUACCUAGGGAACACAUACUAGUCCUGCGUAGCCAAUUGAAUGAUAUUCUCAGCAGUUCAACGUCAACAGCGAAGUAGCCUUGAUUUAACUUCCUCUGAACUUUAAGCAACG
Messenger RNA from Desarmillaria tabescens, 607 nucleotides. RefSeq lists its product as uncharacterized. The transcript is spliced from 4 exons. The coding region runs from base 74 to 478 and encodes 134 amino acids. The record is from RefSeq and is a predicted model, not a curated record. NCBI's taxonomy places the organism in Eukaryota, Fungi, Basidiomycota, Agaricomycetes, Agaricales, Physalacriaceae.